Molecule: messenger RNA, 2118 nt
Organism: Dujonia railenensis
Lineage: Eukaryota; Fungi; Ascomycota; Pichiomycetes; Serinales; Debaryomycetaceae
Source: the annotation of a GenBank genome assembly
AUGAACAAAGGUAGGAUAACAAGCCGAUUUCAUUUUGACCAAAGGAACAGUGAACAGGACGGCGACGGUGGAAUUACCUCGGGUAAUUUGGCAGAUCUCUUAAGCGACGACUCCAUCUGCGCUGAGAGCCUUUGGAAAAUGUACAAUAAGGCAAGAGAUGGUUUACCAUACAAGGCAAGAAUGGAGAAUUUAACGUGGAGGAUGAUGUAUAUUAAUGGACCAAAGCGCAUGCAGCAGCAGAAGGAACGAUAUAGUCAACAGAGCCUGGGUGGUCAACUUAAGCAGGAAGACGUGCUUAUGUUGGAUCCUGCGGCUGAUGAGUUUGAUUACAUCGAGCAUAUACGGAAGAUGUCCAAGGAAAGUUCUUCGUCGUCGAGCUCUUCCAAGAAGAGGCCUGCCGAGUUCUCUCCUGUGGUUGGUCCAGCAAACGGAGCAGCAUAUCCAACAGGAAAGCAGCUCUUCUCCAACUUAUCUGCUUCGUUGGCGGCUGAGAGAGAGCAUCAACACCAAACUGACCACAAUCAGCUUGGAGGGCAAGGCGGAAACCACCAUCUUCAAAACUCUAUGGAUCUUAACAUGGAAGAUCACGAAAAUGCAUUUGAAUUCAACUUGGAUCAGUACGACUACAACGGCAGCAGCCUGACGGUCCAAAACCCAGGUGAUUCACAUUUCAGUGACUCCUUGCCGUCCGUAGCAUCAACUAUCUCCAACCAACAUCACUUUAACCAACACCUGAUUCCUCAGCAUAUACACCGCCCUCUGACGCUGCUGAUGGUCCUGGGCCUAGGUGGGGGUAUGGCUUCUUCCUUUGAAUCGUCUACGCUGCCUAUGGCUACUGUGGGGCCCUCGACCAUUUUAAACAACUUUAAUUCUUCAAAUCCAACCAAUUUACAUCGUGAAGCUUCGCUAGUUAGUUUGCCUGAUUACACGAGACAAAGCACUCCGUCUAUGCAUAAUCAUCCCAAGUUUAAUGGCGACUUUGGCGGCUCCUUGCCACAACAUCAAAACUCAUUUUCUAAAAACUCAUAUAGUUCACCCCAGUAUUUUGGCGUUAACUCGCCUUCUAUAGAUGGAGAUGGUGUUUCGUACUUCGACAGGCUGAAGACUCCGGGAUCUAUUCCAAUGUCAGCGGGUGGUGGCAUUUCUAACAGAAAAUCUAUCCAGAAUCAAAACUUUGCUCAAUUCAACUAUGGAAGCAGCUUGCCAUUAAAUUGGGAUGAUGAUUUUGGACGUACUGCACCUCCCAGUGGUCCACAGCAACCGCUGAAUGCUAAUGGAUCUGGAAAUAAUACAGCUAAGAAGGCCAAGGCGGCAUCCAAAUCUAAAAAGGUUUUGUCCACCACAUCUCCUAUGAAGGAAUCUUCGUCCAAGAAGGAAAAGGAGACCCUCACUACCGUAGAUGGGAACCCAGUUUCUUGUACCAAUUGCCACACUAAAACCACUCCAUUGUGGAGAAGAAACCCCGAGGGACAGCCAUUAUGUAAUGCUUGUGGGCUCUUCCUAAAAUUGCACGGUGUAGUGAGACCCUUGCUGUUGAAAACAGAUGUUAUUAAAAAGAGACAAAGGGGUCAAAACACCAGCAAAAAGCUGUCCAUAAGCGGGCCAACCACUACCAAAGGUGGAAAUAAGCUAAAUGAGAGGGAUGGGGAUGAUCUUAACCCUGCUCCAAUAAAAGUUGAUCGCAAGAUACCCUACGGCGGAGGCAGUAGUAAUAGAUCAAUCAGUCUGUCGCCUGGAUCUAUAACUGCUUCUGGACUCGCCCCGUCACUAAAAUCCUCUUCAGGGCCGGGCUCCGGGUUCAAUGAUGUAAAUAAUGAUAAACUAAAUGAGGUGACUUCCUUGAUGAAUAGUCACAUCAACAAUAACCUCCAUCCAAUUCAUGAAGGCGUAUCAGGCAAUUCUUUGUCGAAAAAGGAUAGUGAUUCCGGUUUAAUGUUAGACAAAAACCUGGCAGGACCUGGGUACGAUAACUUUUCACCUAAUGAAUCUAAUAAUUAUGACGUGAUGGACAUGGAUAUGAAUAAUGCCAAUAACCAUAGCCAUAAUAGUAACAAUACCGGAGGAGAAGGUGGAAACGGAAAUUGGAACCAAUUGGAUUGGCUAAGUAUGACGUUGUGA